Messenger RNA from Lolium perenne, 1722 nucleotides. The record is from RefSeq and is a predicted model, not a curated record. Lineage: Eukaryota; Viridiplantae; Streptophyta; Magnoliopsida; Poales; Poaceae.
AUGCACGACGGUGUCAUAGCUCGAUUUGGGCACGAAUCUUGGCGAGUUCGGAUAAGCUGGACGCGAAGGAGAUUAUGGGCGCCUCUGGCUUGGUCACUGGCGUCCGCGCUCGUGCCUAUCAUCGGCGGUGAGGUGGCCAGCGAAGUGGUUCACGACUCCACCGUGUCGACCAUGCGCAGGAGGAAGAAGGCGAGGCUCUCCCCUGUGAAUCGGUUUGGUGGGUCGGUCCUGGGCUGUGGGUUGGCCGUGUUGUUGGGCUUCUACUGGGCUGCUGCGGCAGGCAUUGAUGAGUCGAUAACUCGUCAGCUCCUGCUCCCACUUCUCUCGCUCGCCCUCACCCUCACCUUCCUCCAUCAUCCUACACCUGCACUGUGCAUUGCUGAUCACCCAGAUGUCGGUGCCACACAACCUCAAACGUUCAUCCUGGUUCUCAAGUCUCCUGCCGAGGAUGGCACAAGCGAGGACGAUCACCGGUGGUGGCUUGAGACUUUCAUGCCAUCCCCUCUCGCUGGCUCCUAUGAGCCACAGCUCCUUCACACCUACACGGAGGUCUUCACCGGCCUCGCUACCAGGCUGACGGAUGUCGAGCUCGACAUGAGAGGCAGUGGCUUGUGGAGGGACAAGAGCGUAAUCAUCGGGGUAUUGGACACGGGCAUCUAUGCACAGAACCCUUCCUUUGAUGAUGCUGGCAUCUCGCCACCACUGCCAAAGUGGAAGAGUUCAUGCCAUGGCGCUGCUCGGUGCAAGUGCAGCAACAAGCUCAUCGGUGCCAAGUUCAUCAGCAGAAAGGAAAAUGACUUAGGCCAUGCCACAGGGCAUGGGACGCAUACCUCGUCCACUGCUGCUGGGAAUUUCGUCAAUGGUGCCUCCGCCCACGGCCUUGGCAGUGGCAUAGAGGUCGGGAUUGCUCCAGGUGCACAUCUGGCGAUGCACAAGGUGUGCACAAUUCAUGGGUGUGCCAUCGCAGACAUAGUAGCUGGGUUAGAGGAAGCUGUCAAAGAUGAAUUCGAUGUCCUAUCACUCUCCCUCGGCCCCUUUUACAAUGUCAACUUCAGUGGAGACCCGAUCGCCAUUGGUGCACUUAGUGCGGUAGCAAAGGGCAUCGUUGUCGUGGCUGCAACUGGGAACAAUGGACCCAAAUCAUUUCUUGCCAAUUCUGCACCCUGGUUGCUUAUAGUCGAAGCUGGCUCAGUGGACCGAAGCUUUGAGACUGUCGUGCAGCUAGGGAAUGGAAAUCACAUCAGUGGGGAAGUUUUCAACCAGACUUCAAACUCAAGCUCCAAGACAUUUCCUCUUUACGUGGACAAACACUGCAAGUCGUUGGCUGGACGAAAUGUGUUCGGGUCAAUAGAUAAGUUGGAUGUUAGUGCCAUCAUGAGUGUCGAGGCAGCUGGAGUAGUGCUAAUCAAUAGGAAAGAUGCUGGCUUCACUACACUCCUUGAGGACUAUGGUGAUGUUGUGCAAUUGACCGUCAUUCUCAUCCAGUGGUUCCAGCCUAGUAUUCUCAAGCCAGAUGUAUUAGCACCUGACCUCGAUAUCAUUGCUGCAUGGCCACCACUUGCCAUCGUUGCGCUUGUCAAGUGCUCACAUCCUGAGUGGUCUGCUGCUGUGAUCAAGUCGGCCAUCCUGACAACAUCUGACAUUACCGAUAGCACUGGUGACCCGAUCUUGGAUGAGCAGCAUCAGAGGGCAACCGCACAUGCGAUGGUGCUGGCCAUGUGA